Messenger RNA from Wasmannia auropunctata (little fire ant), 757 nucleotides. RefSeq lists its product as uncharacterized. The transcript has 2 exons. NCBI's taxonomy places the organism in Eukaryota, Metazoa, Arthropoda, Insecta, Hymenoptera, Formicidae. Gene Ontology annotation, molecular function: nucleic acid binding. The record is from RefSeq and is a predicted model, not a curated record. The annotation marks the transcript as partial. Gene Ontology annotation, biological process: DNA integration.
AUGAAUAUUAAAGCUAGAACGGACGAAGAAUUAGGUGACUUAACUUAUUACUUAUCACAAUAUGACUUCCAAAUAAAAUAUGUUCCGGGCAAAGAAAACGCUGAAGCGGACUGCCUAAGCCGAAAUCCAGUAUUAGAAUCAAAUGAUAAUAUAGAAGAAGUACUGAAAUUAGUAAAUUUAAUGAAGAUAGAAGAAAUAAAGAUGGACCAAAAUGAAAAUAAGUGGAUACAGAAAAUGGAAGCGAAAUUAAUAAAAAAAGAUGGAAUAUUCUAUAGAAAAAUCAGAAAUAAAGAGAAGAUAAUUUUAACCGAAGAAUCAAGCUUCGGAGGACUAAGAUCAACGAAAAAGUACCUUCACCUACUGGUUGAUCAUUUUACCAGAUACGCAUUUAUUGCAACUUCAAAGACACAAAACGCUACUGAUUUUAUCAAGCUAGUGAGAAACGUACUAGGAUCCGACAAGAUUGAAACAAUACUGACAGACAAAUAUCCAGGCAUCAAUUCAAGAGAAUUUAAAGAAUACCUAGAAGAAAACGAUGUUAGACUGAUUUUCACUGCUAUAAAUGCACAAUUUUCAAAUGGCUUGAACGAAAGAUUAAACCAGACGCUAGUCAAUAAAAUAAGAUUCAGAAUAAAUGAAGGAGAAAAGAAAAAAGCUUGGACAACGAUUGCCAGGGAAUGUGUAGAAAGAUACAAUGAGACAGAACACACGGUCACUGGUUUUGCACCAAAGUAUCUGCUGGAUGGCACGGACACAA